AUGUCGUCUUCCGGAUCGGUUCAUGGUCAGGAGCGGAUGGACAGCCGCUACAGCACGCCUGUGCCGGAGCUGGAUGACCAUCGACGACACCGAGGGUUGACCCCAGCACAGAACCCUGUGGCUGUGCCUUUUGUGGAAUUGCAACUUCCCAGUCCGCCAGCCGGCCCUUUGGGGGAGCACAAUCUAAAUGAGGUUGACUCCGCAUUGCUCAGUACGCCUGGACAUGACAGGAACACCAUCGCUCGUGACUUUGAGCAUGCUAUCAUCGAUGACGACAACAAUGAUGACGACUUUCAGCCUCCCCAAAGGCGAAACUCAAACCGUCCUCGCCAGAUGACCAACAGAGACGGGCGUCCACGCAUGAUCAUCCCGAAACAUGAUCGUUCUCGCGAUAGUUCCUCUUCUCGAUCAACGUCCCCGGCAAACUCCGUCGAGGCUUUUGCCGAACCACGACGUCGUCAACGGGCUAAUACGGCUGAGAGUGUGUCGUCGUCGCUGAUUGACAAUAUUCGUCACCGUGCUGCCUCCAUUGGCACCAACACCAGGCGGCCGACGCUCAGUGAUGCCAGCCUCCCAGGUGGCCUAACUCAGCGAACUGAUCGCGAUUUCAAUGAUGACGUGACUUUCCCAACCGACGAGGAGCCUGGGAAGACCUACAAGAUCGAUUUCGAAGAGUUAGAGGAGUAUGUGGCCCUGUGCGCGCAGGGACAAUUCCAGGACGAAUAUCAGCCUCAGGCCAUAGGAGACGGCCGUGUGUUUGAGGACCUCCGAAGUCGCGGUCAGUCCGGGGAGGUGCCAAAUGCCCUUCUUAAUGGAGACAACUUCUACGAAAAACCGCUCUUUCACCAGGACACCAAUCCAAGCUCGUGCUCGGACGAGAAGUUCGGCCUGCAGAAGACCAGCCAUCUGCAGCCAUCCAACCGCUUUUUCCUUUUCACCUCUGAGUUGACUCAAGGCAAGAACGUCAACAAGUUGGGCGACUUUGUCUCUGAUGGCACCACCUUCAGAGACCUCUUUGAUGUCGGUCCAGACGGUGGUGUUUGGUGGCUUGACGUACAAAAUCCCACAAAGUCUGAACUCGAGGUGCUGGCGAAAGCAUUCAAACUCCAUCGCUUGACGCGAGAAGACAUUGAAACCCAAGAAUCUCGGGAGAAGGUCGAGUUGUUCUCCCAGUACUACUUUGUAUGUUUUCGCUCGUUCAUCAUGGACCGCGCCCAUCCAGACUUUUUGGAUCCUAUUCACAUUUAUAUUGUUGUCUGCGGCGAUGGCGUUUUAAGCUUUUCGUACCAGCCAAACCCGCAUGCAAAGAAUGUGCGCAAACGGAUCGCUAAGCUCGGCGACUUCUUGAGCCUGGGGCCUGACUAUAUUUGCUACGCGAUGAUCGAUGACAUUGUGGAUACCUUCGCUCCCAUCAUCCGCGAGGCGGAGCAUGAAUCUGAGAAUAUCGAGGACCAAGUGUUCAUUGCUCGUGAGGAUGACUUCCUCGCCCUACUUCGACAGAUUGGCGAGUGCCGCAAGCGUGUGCUCAACAUGAUGCGACUGUUGGGCGGCAAGGCAGAUGUUAUCAAGGGCUUCGCCAAGCGAUGUAACGAGCAGUACGAAAUCGCUCCCCGAGGCGACAUUGGGCUGUAUCUCGGCGAUAUCCAGGAUCACGUCGUCACAAUGAUGUCCAAUCUAGGCCACGUGGAGAAGAUGUUAUCUCGAUCUCAUGCCAACUACCUGGCGCAGCUGAAUGUCGACAAUCUUGUCAAAGGCAACAAGACGAACAAAACGCUGGCAAGAAUUACAAUCAUCGCCACAAUCCUGGUGCCGCUGAAUCUGAUCACGGGCUUGUUUGGCAUGAACGUUCACGUACCGGGUGCCGGUGGAACGUCGUUGCAUUGGUUUUUUGGCAUCGUCGGGGGAAUUGCUGCUUUUGUUUUCACAUGUCUACUGGUUGCUAGACGAAUGGGAGCAAUCUAA
Molecule: messenger RNA, 1962 nt
Organism: Exophiala spinifera
Lineage: Eukaryota; Fungi; Ascomycota; Eurotiomycetes; Chaetothyriales; Herpotrichiellaceae
Exons: 1
Coding region: 1-1962 (653 amino acids)
Biological process (GO): magnesium ion transmembrane transport; intracellular magnesium ion homeostasis
Cellular component (GO): plasma membrane
Molecular function (GO): magnesium ion transmembrane transporter activity
Source: RefSeq, a predicted model, not a curated record